Molecule: messenger RNA, 1464 nt
Organism: Clupea harengus (Atlantic herring)
Lineage: Eukaryota; Metazoa; Chordata; Actinopteri; Clupeiformes; Clupeidae
Gene: c3h15orf40
Product: chromosome 3 C15orf40 homolog
Cellular component (GO): cytoplasm
Source: RefSeq, a predicted model, not a curated record
CCCCAUAGACAUAUAUACCUUGUACCGCAUGCAAUUGAAAUGCCUUGAAUACUCUUAUAAAAUAAUUCGAGAACUCCCUUCGUAUAGACAUAGACCACAUGAAUUCACGCAGUCCUUGUUUACGUUUGGGAUUAAGGGUAUUAUUUGAGUCUCUGGACUUUAGAAAUUGUUACACAUUCCCAGGGAAGACUGCACGUUUUCACACUUUGUUUACAGAUUGUCAGAAGAGUUCGGUGUUCUUGUUUCAGUUACUUCAAAAACGUUUCCUUCGGAACAAAAACAUGCCAAAGAAAAAUAAAUCGGGUAAAGGCGUGAAAGCACGGUCAGAAGAGACCACACCAGGCCCAAUUUCUCGAAAUAAAACUGGAGGAAUUUCCAUUGCUGUACACGCGAAGCCUGGUUCCAAGCAAAAUGCCAUUACUGAUGUGUCGUCAGAGGCAGUAGGUGUCGCUAUCGCUGCACCCCCAACUGAUGGUGAGGCCAAUACUGAGCUUGUCCGUUAUCUAUCCAAGGUGCUGAACGUGAAGAAAAGCGAAAUAGUUCUCGAUAAGGGCUCUAGAUCCAGAGAGAAGAUCAUUAAUGUGUCUGGAUCAUUAAGCCCUGAAGAAGUCCUGGAGAGACUGAAGGCAGAGUCCUCUCAGUGAUUUCUCUGAUGGUGUCUUACUUGAUUCAGGCAUGUCAGAAAAAAGAACAAUAUUUGCGGAAAACUUACAGACAGAAGACCUUGUGAUGCCACGUGAUUUGUCAUAAUAACCUUCAACAUGUUUCCCUAAGAUUACCCUAUUCUACAUUUCCAUAUACAUUCAUCAUAGUGGAAACAAGAUUCAGUUGACAAGAUAUUUUAACCAAAACACAAUGCCUGCCGAAAUAUUGAUUAUCAUUAUGUUCUUCAUACACUCCAAUAUUGUUGAUUAGCGGUAAAGCAAGUGAGCAGGUUAAAGCACAGAGAAAAAUUCCCUAGAAAAAUGUAAUCUGUGUCUAUAUCUCCACAUAUUAUAGUGUGGCAAGAAAUACUGACACAGUCCAGAAGUCCACAGUCCGCUCAAAAUGCCCAGAGAGGUGUUUCAGAUCCUAUUGUAACAGCUACAAAGACACAUUUAUCACUGAGAAAAGGAAUUUAAUUAAGAUGUUUAAUUAGGAAUUUACAAUUAAUCAAAGAGACAGCAGUCUUAAGGGAUAUUUAUUUUGCUUGACAAAUGGAGAGGUCUGGUGGCUGGCAUUUUUAUUUGUUUAAUUUCAUUGAUUUAAAUUGUUUGUUGUUUAGUCUGAGUAGUUUGGUUUUUCUGUUUUGUGAAUACCAAAUGUGACUGAUGGUGGCAUCAAAUGAUACUACUGUGGACAAUUGUCAACAAUGUCAAAUUCUGCAUCUUAAAGGGUCUUUCUGGUCAGUGGUAGAGUAUCUUACUGUUUAUUUGUAUAUAAAUGCUUGUUUGUGAAAAUAAAAUAGUUGAUUGAUGUUUAUAA